UCGCCUGCUCAGGUCGUCGGCCACUAAGUUGCCGCAAGAUAAAAUAGCACGCGGGAGCACGAAAGAAGGAAACACUUCACUGACCAAGUAUACGACGUUUUCUAACGACUCUGUAAUAGCCACAUACAAACUCUUUAUAUCGAGACGGAAAUGGCGCUGCUUAAGAACAAGUACAUGCCUCUGAGCGAGGCCGACGUGUCGCCCGAGCGUGUGGCGGCCUACGACGGCCAGCACAUCACACUGUCGUCGUCUCCGAGCGCCGCGGCCUUCGUUAUGGGCAACUACCUGGGCGGAGGCAUCGCCGGCGUCGUGUACGAAGCCUUCGACCAGCGUAUGAAGCGACCGGUCGCCGUCAAGAUCCUCAACCCUGUGGGCUACAAACUCACGAGCCCUGGCGCUCUACGACGCGCCGAGAUCGUCAAGAAAGGAGUGCCUAUCGUAGGCAACGUGCGCGGUAUGACGCUGGACAACGUAUACUGGGUACAUCUCCCCAGACGGCGGGAGUUGCUGGCUUGUUACGUGACUGGAGGCGGCUCGGCUCCCCCUGUACUGCGAGAACUCACUCUGGAGAUGUGUGUGAGUCUGUGGCUCUUGGAUCACCACGACGAGGAGCUACGCGACCAGCCGCAGACUCAGCGUAGGAGACGACCUAGAAGUGCAGACCGGAUGACGGCCAGUUUGUCCUGCGAAGACCCAGUACAGGAGCCUUCGCGCAGGAAUCUAGCGGCGGCAUCGGCGGCCUCUGCGGCUUCUGCUGCAGUCAUGCAGCUGGAACAGGUGGAAGAAGAAGAGGAGGCCAGAGAGGACGGAGAGGAGGUCGUUGUCGUAAACGACGUGGCUUACGUCAUCCCAAAUCUCCCGGCCAAGUACCGGGCGUUCCUACAGGCCAGGAAGACCAUCUACCGCGAGAUCGCACACAUGCACAAACUCACAGGCAACAGCGUCAGUGGCGAGCGGAUCGGUAGUGGCCACGAAAAUGUUCUACAACUGUACGACGUUCUGGAACUCGUGCAACCGUCCAAGUCGACGAUCUUUUUAGUGCUGGAACUCGCAUACGGCGGGGAACUAUUCGACCGUAUUCGUGGGGACUCUGGCGUAGAGGAAGAUGUGGCCAGAACGUACUUUACGCAGCUACUGGCGGGUGUGCGCUACUGCCACCAAUUGGGGAUUGUGCAUCGCGACCUGAAACCUGAGAAUCUGCUCUUAAGCGACUCCGAUGUGCUCAAAAUUGCGGAUUUCGGGCUCUCGGCACACUUUAUCGCCGCUGUAAGCAGUGGAGCCAGUGCCGAUGAGCACGAUAAUAACGGAGAGAGCGGCAUCACGAACCUCAUGGCGCCGUCACGCUUCCGACGACUGAACUCGAUCGUCGGAUCUCCACACUAUGUGGCGCCUGAGGUUCUACAGAACGCCAGAUAUGGCUACGACGGUCGCAAAGCGGACAUGUGGAGCAGUGGCGUCAUCUUGUAUGGUCUUCUGGUGGGCACACUUCCUUUCGGACGAGAACUAGCGACAUGUCCGCGGUAUCUCAAGUUUGGAGAGUGGCUGCGAUCUCUGCCCUGUGACCCACACACUGGCAAGCUCUUGUUCGAUGCAAAUUUGUUCGAGACGGGCAGCUCCAGUGCAUCAGUGCAACAGCCAGAGAUGCCGAGUUUCCACGCGACGCCUCCGAUGCUGGGACUAAUGCUUAACAGCUCCACUAUGCUCUGGAGUCAGAACCAAGCUGCCGGAUCGUGCUCUCCAUCUGCGAGUGGUAACAGUCCGUUCGCGUCUGACGCUAAUUUGCUCAAAUCCGGAGCUGCCGGAGCAGGUGGCGUCCAAUCGCGUCGCUCCGUGGCGUUUCCGACGUGGUUCUUCCCGGCAAUAUUAUCACCACAUGCUGUAUUCCUGCUGGCGUCUCUGCUACAUCCCGACCCCAGCAAGCGGAUCUCGUGUGAGGAAGCCUGCAAGUCGAGCUGGGUGCUCGACGCGUAG
Messenger RNA from Phytophthora infestans T30-4, 1971 nucleotides. Its product is annotated as serine/threonine protein kinase. Gene Ontology annotation, biological process: protein phosphorylation. The coding region runs from base 151 to 1971 and encodes 606 amino acids. Gene Ontology annotation, molecular function: protein kinase activity; ATP binding. The record is from RefSeq and is a predicted model, not a curated record. NCBI's taxonomy places the organism in Eukaryota, Oomycota, Peronosporomycetes, Peronosporales, Peronosporaceae. The transcript has a single exon.